Molecule: messenger RNA, 5546 nt
Organism: Esox lucius (northern pike)
Lineage: Eukaryota; Metazoa; Chordata; Actinopteri; Esociformes; Esocidae
Product: troponin I, slow skeletal muscle
Biological process (GO): muscle contraction
Cellular component (GO): troponin complex
Source: RefSeq, a predicted model, not a curated record
GCUCAGCCCUACAUAAAAGGGAAAAUCCCCCCUAUUGUCUCAGAACCCUCUGUUGUGUGAGAGAGACGACAAGACCUGACCCAACUGCGGUCCCCUUGAUUCCAGAAAUUGUAUAAUUUCACAGAAGUUCCUCACAGAAUGUCCACAAAGGAGCAAGACCCAUCCAGAAGGGUGAAUCCGAAAUUAAUUGACAAGCCGAAGUCAAAGAUUACGGCUUCGCGUAAGCUCUCUCUGAAGAUCAUGUUGCUCACCAGGGCAAUGGAGCAGCUGGAACAGGAGAAGCAGGACAGGGAUGAGGAGAAAGAGCGCUACCUGGGAGAAAGACUGCCCCCCCUGCAGCUCUCUGGACUGUCAUUGGCUGAUCUACAGGACUUAUGCCGGCAGCUCCAUGCAAAGAUAGAAGUAGUGGAUGAGGAGCGAUAUGAUUGCGAGGCCAAAGUCAACAAGCACAACAAAGACAUCCAUGAGUUGAAGCUUAAGGUGCAGGACUUAGGAGGGAAGUUUAAAAAGCCUGCCCUGAGGAAGGUGAGGGUAUCUGCAGAUGAGAUGAUGAGAGCUCUGCUGGGCACCAAGCAUAAAGGAUCAAUGGACCUGAGGUCCAACCUCAAGUCGGUAAAGAAGGAAGACACCAACAAGGACAAAGACAAGGUGCUCACGGCUGAGGUGACCGACUGGAGGAAGAACGUGGAGGCCAUGUCUGGUAUGGAGGGCCGCAAGAAGAUGUUUGAUGCAUCCGGCGGCCAGUGAGCCUGGCUAUAACCCUGGGACGGGGAAGCAGAACAGGAUUUGGUCCAGGGAGGACAAAGUAACUGCGUAGUCCCAGAAAGUUAUCCUCCACAUACCCUAACACAGUAAAGUGAGGCAGCAGGGGGUUAAAUUGUGAAGAGCCGUUGCUAGAAGAUUUCGUUAAAGGGAUUUGCAGUUUUGUAGAACAUGUUGUGGACCUCUGUGAGAGUACUAAAAGAUAUUAACAGAGCCUCUGAUUUCUUUCAGUUACCAUUAACCAAAUAUGUUACUAUAACGGUUUGCUGCGACUAGGGAAGUCCAUAAUCGGAAACUCUUAUGAUCAGCAGAAGACCCUCCUCCAGAAAACUUUCCUCUUAAAAUACUAUACCACUGACGCUACCUAUAAGUCCAUGACAUAUUAGGAAUUGAUGUUGCUUACAAAGCACACAAAGAUGUGAACUACCCUGAACUCAGAGAAUUUACCUAAAAGGAGACAGUCAUGUACAAACUUAAUCGUAGUCCCCUUCUGAGUCAGAGACUGAUGCUGAUACACGUCGUCUUAAAGAAACUGGAAAGACUUGACAGUUUACAGUUGUCAAUGACCUAAUUAUCUACGACGGAUUGCUCACUCUCUCUGCUAAGCUCGAGCUCACUGGUACACCAACAUGAUUUAACCCCUCGCUGCGAUCCUCACACCUGACCUUGCCUUGUCAUUGGCUACUUAACCUAUUACACAGGGACAAUUUGCCAAGCCUUGAGCUCUGGGUGGAGCAUAUCUCAGUUUUGCUAUUUAUUAAUAGAAAAACAGAUGCGUUUUAUUUAUGACAAGACAUUUAGGCAGAAAUAAUAAAUGAUCGAAGAUUUUAACCGUCAUUGGUUCACAACAAUGUUUUAUUUUUAUGCUAGGGGAGUCAGUCAUCUAACAGAGGCACAAAUGACAGGUUGUAGCUGCUUAAAUGUGUUGAUCAACUGACACCACCAUUGUUGGGGGUUAAGGGAUACCAGGGAUUGUACAUAUGCUACUUUGUAAACUUAAAAUGGACAUUGUCCACAGGUGUGGGAAAAGCACUUUCGCACUGACCUCCAGUCAAAGGUUGCAUUCCAAUUCGGCAGUGUUUAACACCUCAUGAACCAUAUUAACCUCAUAUUACAGCAAUAUUCUGAAUGCCGACGCCUUGUGGCUAAAGGUGAUAUAAGGACAGUCUUACAACCCCUGUUAGAAAAUUUAAUAAGUCUUCUGAAGCAAAGGAAUUGGAGUGACGUUUUUCAUUUAAAUGGAAUUUAUGCCAACUAUACGAAGCAUUAUACCAAAGCUUGGUACACUGGACGGAAAUGCCAGAAAUACGACCGGUUUUUGUAAAUUUUACUGAACAUAUAAAACAACAACCUCUACCUAACAAGUUUGGAGAAGCAACUUCAACAUGUGGCAAGUUCAGUUUUCAGCAGGUGGUGACACCUGACCUGCCAUCUCAUCAGGUCCUUAGUCACCUUAUAUUUUUAGCUCAGUUGUUCUCAGAAUCUAAUCCAACCUCGGAAACAAAUACUAGGGCCAGAGCUAGGCAUUCACUUUGUUGGCCUGUGUGAAUCGUCUGGUGGUUGUCACCCAGACACAACUAUCCCGAGUAUGAGAGACACAUAGUCCAACAAUAGCCAGAGGCUGUCUGGUGUGAUGGAAGUGUUGACAGGUUUAGGACAGUCAAUGUGGUGUCAGGUUGGUAUAAUUCUUCAACCCUGGGCCCAGUAUCUAUUCAUAGAGUCCCAGAGCUGGCCUAUAUGGACCUUUAUAGGUUUUUGUGUCGGUACCAUUAGAUGAACUGACGAUGCCAACAGUGUUUGAGUGUUUUUCUGUAUUUCACAAGGGGUGUUUCCACUGGUAAGCUGGUUCUGGCUGUCCUUUCAAUAAUCUUGGAUCAGUAAAUGAAGUAGUGUUUUCCCCCUACAACCUGGAGGCCAGGAAUCGGAGGAUGAGAUUACAAUAUUGCAUCUACUAAUUUAGCGGAUUCUUUGAAUGUUUGUGGUUUAAUGUCAGUCAGAAUCAAUCAAAUGUAUUUUAUAAAGCACUUUUACAUUUGCUGUUGUUACAAAAUGUUUAUACAGCCUAAAACAUCCAAGAGAAAGCAACAGCAACAAGUCGGGUCGGAACCUAUAAACAAAUGAUAUUAUAUUUCAGAUGUAUUGCUAUGCUAUUUUUGCACAAUAUUGUUUUCAAUAUUGUUUUGUUAAGAGCGGUUUGUAAUUAAGAGGAAAAAAUACGCCUAGCCUACAUAUUGGAACAACAGAUAUGCCAGACACAUGCACACAUACACACACACACACACAUACAAACACAAUUUAAAACAAAAUAAGGAAGCUAAUAAUUAUCUGUGUCAAUAGUAUUCCUUUUUUAUUACAUUUGAAUAAAGGAAUUGGCCAGAACAUCUUUCAACAUGUAUUAUAAAAUGCAUCAGAUUCACAUCUGCAGUCCAUUGUUAGAGCCACAGGAGGGCAGCAAUUCAACAGUUGUAUUGAGGCCAAUAGCCUCCGUCGACAACACAGCGACCGCUUUUUCUCAAGCCUGAUGCCAAACCAAAAAUGUACUUUCCAUUAACCGCAGAUGAAAAUAUUUCUUCGACAUUCAUACAUUUACAGCCAUACAAGUGUCCGGUAAUACAGAGCAAAAACAUGGUAAAUGUAUUACCACGAAAGACAGUGUGUGUGUGCAGGCUAUGAGUGUGUGUGGGUUGACAGCGAGAGCAGAUGAUAUGCUGUACAUCAACACUGAUGACACGACGGCUUGGGUCACUUCCGCAAUGACCAAUCGAUUCAACGCAUGAUUUCCUGUGAGUCACUAUAGGUGACAUAGGAUGUUGAUCCGUGAGUCCGGAGCUCCCAUGUUCCAUUGUUCCUUCUGAUUCCCCAUGACAGUCAUGUGACUGGUGCUAGUCAAUCAGAGGGGAGGAUUCAUCCUUUUUGCGCCAAGUAUGAAAUCAUUGACUCACUUGGGUAUGCGUGCACUGUUGAUAUUGUGCAGCUUACCCUAACCUGUCCCUUGCCUGCUUUUCCACUGCGCAGUAAAAGCCAUCCACACCACCCCCACGUUCCAAGCCGAUUGAUGAAAAGCGCUGUGUGAUACAGUGCAGGCAGGCUUCCCUACAUUAUGAAAUUGUUUGGAACAGGACCGUCAACAUGGUUCGAGACAGGGGCAUCAAGCUCAUUACAGUGCACUUUCACCGCCCCGCAGUCCAGCGUGGCAUUUCAUCCGUAGCCUAACAAACCGCAUGUUUUCCCUAGUCGUAGUGGCGGGACCACAGAACGUAAUUACUGCGUGUGAUGUGCAUGUCCACCUUGCAUGACAAUACUGUGAUAAGUGGGGAAUGACAGGACAGUGUACGAAGCGUGUGGCAAUGACUGUUGGAUUUAGAAACACGUUAACCUCACCGCUCUGCAAAUAAUAAAAUGACAAAUGUGUGCAAUAACAAAAUUGGGUUUAGGGUUGGGUAAAGGGUUCAGGUUAGGUUAUUGGGAUUAGAGGCAAGUUAGGGACUUUUAGGGACCCCACAAUUAUAGACCUUCAUCGAACGUGUGCGUUUUUGCGUGUGCUUGAGUUCUCCACUAGGGUUGCAAACAGAAAGCAGAUUUCGACAGAAGAGUGAGGGAAAAGAAGUGAAGCCUGACAAUAAACAAUUACCUGCUGAUCUCCCAGGGCCCUUCAGUUAAUUUCACCCAUGGAAUCACACAAGAGGAGGGUAAAAUGUGGGAUUUUCUCUGCUGUGAUAGAACACAUCAGGGCAGACGGGAGUGUUGGUUUUGUGUGUGUAUUUGUGUGUGUGUGUGUGGUGAGCACACUUGAUUGAUGUCAUCAAUCUUUUCUCUCUUACCUCAAGUUACGAGGCCAGGGAAUAGUGGCAUUUAUAGACAGCUUCCCUGUUGUAAGAGCUACUUCUCUUGUCAUGAUAUUUGAACAGAAUGAGCAAUCCAAUACACACAUCUGCUCUGUCCAUCUCCAAAACUAACCAGGUCAACGUAGACUCCAAACAUAAGGUCAUCAUGUUAAACAAAGGUAAUUCAACUAAAGUAAAAAUAUAAAUAAAUAAAAAAUAACUCCAGUAUCAAACAACCCAAAGAUCAGUUACAAUCAUUUAUUGGGGCAUUUAGCAAAGUAAUUAACCAAAUUGCUCAUGCCUGUCAUAUUAUCUUCUGCUAAAACGUCAAUUUGAACAUUCUUGCAUAAUGUUGAGGCUCAACACAUGCUCCAAAUUGUAUUAAAAACCAAAUAUUUCACUGGGGUAUACGUAGUAAUGUUAAGACUAAAUUAUAAAGAUGCAUUUAUCAGACCUUUAUAGAGUAGGCUUAGUCAGCCAUGUUAAAGGUCUAAUUAUAUUCAAACCAGGUUAUGAAAACACCCGCUCACCCAAACGAGUUGGGAAUUCACAGCUGGUAUUUUGACCUAACACUCAAGAGGUUAACUGCUUCUUGUUUUGACUGAAGCUAAAUCAAUGUGCUGGUGUUUAAAUUGUAUUUCUCAUAGGCCUCAGGGUGGAGAGUUUGGCCAAUUUCUUGGCAAUUUACAGUAGGUGAGUGCUUACCCUAAUAUUAUUACUAAUUUUGUACUAUCAUACCAUACUGUAUAUGCUGUUUUUCAAACACAUUUAUCCACAACAUAAAUGCUAAUUUGACACAAAAGCACAUUUGACAUUAAUGCAAAUCAGACACAAUAUGAGGGUAAAUGGUAUUCACAAAAUAGUAAGAAAUUAUUUACCCCUUCACCAGCAUAAUGUAAUGUGAGCCAAAUAAAGGAUUUCUUUGGAAAACCAAAGAGGGGAAUAAAGAUGUUGUGUGUC